Drepanopeziza brunnea f. sp. 'multigermtubi' MB_m1 is the source of this 2754-nucleotide messenger RNA. RefSeq lists its product as uncharacterized. The record is from RefSeq and is a predicted model, not a curated record. NCBI's taxonomy places the organism in Eukaryota, Fungi, Ascomycota, Leotiomycetes, Helotiales, Drepanopezizaceae. Gene Ontology annotation, cellular component: COPI vesicle coat; Golgi membrane; endoplasmic reticulum-Golgi intermediate compartment. Gene Ontology annotation, biological process: intra-Golgi vesicle-mediated transport; endoplasmic reticulum to Golgi vesicle-mediated transport; protein secretion. Gene Ontology annotation, molecular function: structural molecule activity.
AUGAGUUACAGCAAGAAAGAUGAAGAUGGCGAUACUGCCCUCAUGAAGGUGGACAGAACCUCCGUUUUCCAAGAGGCACGAUUGUUCAAUUCCUCACCUAUCCAGCCUCGGAAAUGCCGUGUCCUUCUCACCAAGAUCGCACUCCUCCUCUACACUGGGGAGCGUUUCCCUACGAAUGAGGCCACGACCCUCUUCUUCGGAAUCUCCAAAUUAUUUCAGAACAAAGAUGCCAGCUUGCGGCAAGUGGUCCACCUAAUCAUCAAAGAAUUGGCGAGUUCUGCGGAAGACAUUAUUAUGGUUACAAGCACGAUCAUGAAGGAUACUGGUGGGGGGACCGAUGCAAUUUACAGACCAAACGCAAUUCGAGCACUCUGCCGCAUUAUUGAUGCAUCGACCGUCCAAAGUAUUGAGCGCGUCAUGAAGACCGCCAUUGUCGACAAGAACCCCUCCGUCUCCUCGGCUGCCCUCGUGUCCUCAUACCACCUUCUCCCCAUAGCUCGCGAUGUUGUACGAAGAUGGCAGAGCGAGACACAGGAAGCUGCAUCAUCCACCAAGUCAUCGGGAGGAUUUUCCCUCGGGUUUUCGACCUCAUCGAGUCAGAUGCCGGUCAACAAUUCUACCAUGACACAGUACCACGCAAUUGGGCUUUUGUACCAGAUGAGAAUGCAUGACAAGAUGGCUUUGGUGAAGAUGGUUCAGCAAUUUGGAACUCCAGGCGCAGUAAAGAGCCCUGCAGCGACUGUAAUGCUUGUGCGAUUGGCUGCGCAGCUGGCAGAGGAGGACCCAAAUAUGCGUAAACCAAUGAUGCAGCUCUUGGACGGCUGGCUCCGACACAAGAGUGAGAUGGUCAACUUCGAAGCCGCCAAAGCAAUCUGCGACAUGCGGGAUGUGACAGAUGCGGAGGUCGCUCAAGCCAUCCACGUUCUGCAACUUUUCCUCACGUCCCCGCGAGCUGUUACCAAAUUCGCCGCUAUUAGAAUUCUCGAAAAGUUUGCCUCCUUCAAGCCUCAAGCUGUGCAUUCUUGCAACCCAGAUAUCGAGCUUCUCAUCUCAAAUUCCAACCGCUCGAUUGCUACAUUCGCCCUCACGACCCUUCUCAAGACAGGAAACGAGGCUAAUGUGGACCGUUUGGUGAAGCAAGUCUCUGGUUUCAUGGCCGAUAUCUCUGAUGAUUUCAAGAUAACGAUUGUGGAAGGUCUCCGGGGUCUUUGUCUAAAAUUCCCCAGCAAGCAAGCUGGUAUGCUCGUGUUCCUGAGUGGCAUACUCCGGGACGAGGGAGGAUACGAAUUCAAGCGUGCUGUAGUGGAGAGCAUGUUCGAUCUCAUCAAGUUCGUUCCGGAUUCCAAGGAGGAUGCCCUCGCCCAUCUGUGUGAAUUCAUCGAGGAUUGUGAAUUCACAAAGUUGGCUGUCCGUAUUCUCCAUCUCCUUGGCUUGGAAGGACCGAAGACUUCACAGCCAACCAAGUACGUCCGAUACAUCUACAACCGAGUUGUCUUGGAAAAUGCUAUUGUAAGAGCAGCUGCGGUUACUGCCUUGGCAAAGUUCGGUGUUGGACAGAAGGACCCUGAGGUCAAGCGAAGUGUCACAGUUCUGCUCACGAGGUGCCUGGACGACGUUGACGAUGAAGUCCGAGACCGCGCUGCGCUGAACUUGAGACUCAUGACUGAGCCUGAUGAGAUGGCUGAUCGAUUUGUGAAGAACGAAAACACUUUUGCUCUCCAAUAUUUCGAGCAUCAGCUUGUAAUGUACGUCACGGCAGAUGACAAGUCAACCUUUGAUAAUCCGUUUGACAUCUCUUCCGUCCCAGUGGUCACCAAAGAGCAAGCAGAUGCCGAGGAUAGGACCAAGAAACUUACAACCAUCACUCCAACGAUCAAGGCACCAAAGGCUGGCCCUACCAAGUCUACACCCACGGGUGCCGAGGCCGCCGCUACGGCUUCUGCGGUUUCUCAAAAAUACCAACAAGCGCUCCUUCAAAUCCCAGAGAUGAAAUCGUAUGGAAGUCUGCUGAAGUCUUCGCCUGUUGUGGAGCUGACCGAGUCCGAGACGGAGUAUGUUGUUAGCGUGGUCAAGCAUAUCUUCAAGGAGCACAUCGUUCUCCAGUACGAGGUCAAGAACACUCUCCCAGACACUGUACUUGAAGAUGUGUCCGUUGUUGCCACACCAACGGAAGAAGAAGAGCUAGAGGAGGACUUUAUCAUCCCCGCCGCCAAGCUUGUCACUGAUGAGCCAGGUACCAUCUAUGUAUCCUUCAAGAAGGUCAACGGAGAGGACACCUUCACGGCCAGUAGCUUUACCAACAUUUUGAAGUUUACUACCAAGGAGAUUGACCCUACUACCGGUGAGCCGGAGGAGAGUGGAUACGAUGACGAGUACCAAGUUGAGGAUCUCGAGCUUACUGGAAGCGAUUACGUUGUCCCUGCAUUUGCUGGUAACUUCAACCACAUCUGGGAGCAAGUCGGUGCCACGGGUGAAGAGGCCGAGGAGACUCUGCAACUCAGCGGUGUCAAGAGCAUCGUAGACGCCACCGAACAACUCGCCAAGACCCUCUCAUUACAACCUCUCGAGGGUACCGACGUACCCAUCAAUACCACUACGCACACCCUAAAGCUUUUCGGUAAAACAGUCAUGGGCGGCAGAGUUGUCGCCAACAUCCGGAUGGCAUACUCUACAAAGUCAGGCGUUACAAGUAAGAUCGUCGUUCGCAGUGAAGAGGGAGGAGUGGCAGCUCUUGUUAUUGGGUCGGUUGCUUAA